Molecule: messenger RNA, 4196 nt
Organism: Tuber aestivum (summer truffle)
Lineage: Eukaryota; Fungi; Ascomycota; Pezizomycetes; Pezizales; Tuberaceae
Source: the annotation of a GenBank genome assembly
UUACUCCCCCGGGACGCGGCGAUUAGACUCCCUAAAGACUCUAUAAUCCGAGAGAAGAGAAAGGAAAAGAAAAAAGAAAGAAAGAAAGGCAAUAUGGGUGCAGCGGGCACCAAGAGGAAUGCCAGAGUUCGUCGCUCAUCUCCUCGGACGACCGAUGGUGGUUCUACCGUUACCCUUUUCAAUGUCGUUGCCAGGUUGGUCCCCAUCAUCCAUCCCAAGUUCCGAGUCUUCCUCAUGGAGAAGCCCCGCUAGUGACGUGUGGCGCUAAUAGCUUGCCGGUGCCAUAGAAUCCUGGCAUGGUACACAUUAUAUACUGUAUUGUUCCGCUGUCCAACAGUACCAACAAACGUUUCCCCUACAAUAUGCCACACCUCUCACGCUAUCUCGAACGCCCUCCGCCCGCAUCUCGAGCCGUACUACGAUACCUACGUUUCUCCUUAUGUCACAGAAUAUGGCCCCCAUGUGAAGUACACCAAUGAGCAUUAUAUUACUCCCGUCUACAGAUCGGCCUUCUCCUCAUACGAAAAGUUUGCGGCUCCUCAUGUUGCUCGCGGUCAGGAGUACGCCUCAAAGGAGUACAACAGGUCGGUAAGGCCUCGCGUUGACGAGGUUUCCAAAAAGGCGAGGGUGUAUUACGACGGCUACCUUUCUCCUCACGUAGCUACAGCCAAUGAGUUCUAUGCCUCAGCCCAGCCUUAUUUAGUCAGGGUAGGGAAGACCGCCGAAUGGUUUUCUAGAGAAAUCUUAGUACCGGCGUUUGAGCGGAGCUUGGAGCAAUUAAGGCAUAUCAUUGUUACCGUUAUUGCUCCUUUGGUGAGGGCCAAUGGAGAGAAGGCUGUUGGGUGGGGUAUCGGUGUGUGGAGCGAGGUUGUUAGGCCCCAGGUUGGAAGGAUCGGAAAACGGCUUGGAGGCGCCGGAAGCGGGUGAGCUGAUAUUCUCUCCAUAUUUCUAUUCUAUUUUCGUCUUUAGAUUCCCUUACGCCUUCCUAUUUCCAUAGCAAUUUGUAGACAGUGGGACAUGGAGUUUUACGGUCAGCGGGCGGAUAUCACCGGUCAUGUAGAAAGUUCUGAGUAGAGCCAGGAGUCAUUUUUCUCUCUCUCUCUCUCUCUUUCUUCUAAUUAGAACAGUUCAAAAUUCACUCGGUUCAAUGAACUAAUGCAUUUUGUUCAUGCAGAGUUCCUGCUGUUUCUUCUAUCUCGGCUUCGAUAUUCUCUUCGUUUUCUUCAGCUGAUACAGUUAAGGCGACCGCAUCCGCGGCGUCGUUAUCUUCUAUCAUUUCGUCUGUUUCUGCGGAAGCCGCAUCUGCCAAGGCUUCGGCUUCCUCGCAAGCAGCCGAGGCCAAUGAGGGUAAGACCUCGGAUAAUGAGGCUAAGAGGCCUACCAAAGAGGAAAUUCGGGAGAUAAUUAAGGCAGACCUUGAGAAGUGGAAAGUCAAGUUUGGCGCGGCCACCGAAAAGGCUGCCACAGAUCUCAACUUGCGAAUUGACGAAAUCUCAGCAGGGGCCAAGAAUGGACAGGAAAUGCAUGUCCAGGAGGAGAUCGAGUCCCUCGAGGAAUUGAUUGAGCGGGAAUUCGCCUCUCUUAAAGUGGUAGUCCAGGAACUCACAAGACCAGCUUAUUCCGGAAAGGGAAAAGAGCACCAACAAGCAUCUGAAGAAACUUUUGCCGCUAAAUCCAAGGAAUCGGGCAUCAAAAUUAGAGACAAGGCUCAGUCAAUCAGAGUCGAGAGCCAGCAAUUCUUAUCAAAUGUUUACGCCGACAUCGCUAAUGCCGCCGAUGAUCACUUGGAGGUCUUGGACUCGGUUCUCGAUCUCGCAAUGCAGGAGCUGGGAAUGAAAUGGGCCUGGAUGGACCAUGUCACGUACAAAGACUGGCUGAAAUAUCACGAGCUCAAGAAGGACUUUGAUAACCUCCGAAGAAGUGUUAUUGCGGCAGCCCAGAAGAACCGAAAGCUGAUUGAAAUCACCCAUUGGACUGAGAGGAAUUGGGAAGGAAAGGCUACAGUUAUUGCCAAAGAGGCGGCUGAUGAACUCAAGAGGUUAAAGACGGCUUCCAAGAGGAAGAUCCGAUUGUCUGGUCCGAGCGACGAUAUUUCCGAGUCAGUUGCUCCAGCCGCAGCAUAUCAGGCGACCCAGGCGAUCAUGAAGGAAGCGGAAGGCGCCUUAUCCGCAGCAGAGAAAUCAACGGGCCAAGCAUCAGAGGAAGUGAUUGGCAAUGAGCCGCCUACCACGCUAAGUGUGGCUAGUGUUGCGAGCGAGAAGGCGAAGAGCGCCGCCGCUGUGGCUUCGGAGAAGGUGAGGGGCCGGACUACCCGGAAUACUCUAGAGCAACCGUAUUAACGGGCAAUUUAGGUAUACGACACAGAAUCCAACGCUGGUGAGAAGGCAGCCACAGCGGUUCCAGAAACUGCUCUUGGUGAAGAAGAGCACGCCCCCGUAGCUUCUUCCAUCUCCUCCGUUGCUAGCGAGAUCAAAGAAUCCAUCAAGCCAAAGGUUUGGGGCGGUGUAGAUGCUGGUUUUGUCGCUGGCUCUAGAGUAGAAUACGAUGUCGAUGACAGCGAUGACGAAGAUACCAUGGGUGAAAAGGUGCGGAGUGUUGUUGAUGCUGCCAGCUCGAAACUUGCGGACGCUUCCAGAGCCGUUUCGGCGGCAAUCGCCGGAGCAGCGACUACACAAUCGCCCGGCGAGGAAUAUGCCUCCAUUGCGAGUGAGAAAUACGAAUCUGCGGUCAGUGCUGCCUCGAGCGCACUGUGUGGGGCUCCACAGCCUGGCAGGGAACCACUUAGCGUCGCGACUGACAAGUACUCUGCUGCUGUUGCUGCUGCAAGCAGUGUUAUCUACGGAACAUCGACCCCCAGAGCCGAAGCUUUUGUAGUGGAAGCCAAGGAAAAGUAUGCAGCAGCUCUGGCAGCAGCGGAGGAGAGUUAUUCAAGUCUUCUUGCUUCCAGCGCGAGUGUCCAGAGUCAAUAUGACCAUGCUGUCAGGCAAGCACAAAUCACAUAUCAAUCUAUGAUUGAUGCGGCAAGCACGAAGGUUCACGGAACGCCGCAACCUACAAUCGAAAGCAUGGUUGGCGCCGCAAAAACUAGGUAUCAAGAAGCCUUGAGCGAGGCCCAAAAGACAUAUGAAAGUUGGUACGAUGCAGCUCCAACAGUCGGUGAGCGACUAUCUACACCCAUGACUCACGUACCUCAAUACUCAUACUAUCGUUCUUCAGGUAUCCCGAUCCCUCCCUACCAGUCCGUAGCCCCCGCCAUCUCCAAAUUAGCUGAAAACGCCGCCAGUGCGGCAUCAGAAAAGAUUUACGGAACGCCACAGCCCUCUACCGAAUCCGUCGCCUCCGUAGUUGGGGAGCACGUUGCGACUGCAACCGCUAAGACCGAGAAAGAAUACGAGUCCAUGAGAGCCUUCAUCUCGGAAUUAGUCUACGGCAAAGAACCCGCAUUCACCGAAAGUGUCAUGUCCCGUUUCUCCUCCCUCUUCCACGCCACCCCGACACCAUCACUAUCCCAUGCCGCCGCCGGCUCCCACGUCUCUGCUGCUAGCCCUAUGGGAAGCUCCAUGACCCCCCCACCAUCCCUGGAAAGCAUAAUUUCCUACGCGAGCGCCCAGGUCCAAUCCGCCAUUUCCGCUGCCAGUGUACAAGUCUACGGACCCACUUCCACCCGGGGAAGCGCGGAAAGCAUGAUUAGUGUCGUAGGCGAGGCAGACUCAUCCGCACGCUCCAGCGUCUCGUCGGCAAUCCAUAGCUGCGAGACAACGGCCGUGCUCGAAUCAGCGAACGCACGCAUCAAUGCUGCGAUUGAGAGUGCCAAGUCUGCGGUUUCGGAAGCGGUGUACGGCACGGAGAAGGGAACCGUUGAGCAAGCUACCAGCGCGAUCCCGCAGGUCACGAGUACCGUGAUGGAAGCCGCUAGUUCGGCCGCCAGCGGCGCCCAGGCGAGGGUUUUGAGAGCGGUGCAUGGGCCUGAGAAGGGUUUCGUCGAGAGCGCCCAGCAGAGGCUAGAAGUUGCGGUUGAGAGCGGCAAGAGGAGGCUUAGUGAGGUUUUGCACGGGUAUGUCGCGCAAGUCACCGAGGCUGCUGGGAGCGCGUAUAGUCAGGCCACCAAGGUGGCUUCCUCUGUAGUGUCGUCGGCCUCUAGCGCCGUUGUCCCGCCGGAACCCAAAGCGCACGAGAGGGUUAGGGAGGAGUUGUAG